This is a messenger RNA of Sphaeramia orbicularis (orbiculate cardinalfish), 1454 nucleotides long. RefSeq names its product hydroxyacid oxidase (glycolate oxidase) 1 (gene hao1). Bases 17 to 1291 code for a protein of 424 amino acids. Lineage: Eukaryota; Metazoa; Chordata; Actinopteri; Kurtiformes; Apogonidae. Gene Ontology annotation, molecular function: oxidoreductase activity; FMN binding. The record is from RefSeq and is a predicted model, not a curated record. The transcript has 8 exons.
GUACACUGAGAGGAGCAUGAUUGCCUCUGAAAAAGACGAGUCAGUCCUCCACAAGGUUAAUGAUUACAGCAGCUCUGGUGAUCACGGCUGCACUCUGUCACUGUGUCACAGUGAGUGGGACGAACCCACACUUGUCUUCUGGUUCUUGUGUGUGUUUGGAUGGACAACAAUGUCAGGACAACGUGUGUGUGUGUCUGACUUUGAGGAGGAAGCCCGGAGAGUUCUCCCUAAAGCUGUGUACGACUACUACCGUUCAGGUGCAGAUGAGCAACGCACACUGGCUGACAACGCUGCUGCCUUCAACAGGUGGUAUCUGAUCCCACGGGUUUUGAGGAAUGUGUCCGUAGUGGACCUGUCAGUGGACGUACUGGGCCAAAAGCUCAGCAUGCCCCUGUGUGUGGCAGCCACAGCCAUGCAGAGGAUGGCUCACCCUGAGGGAGAGACGGCAACAGCCAGAGCAUGCCGAGCAGUGGGGACAGGGAUGAUGCUCAGCUCCUGGGCCACCUCCACCAUAGAAGAAGUGAUGUCAGCAAUGACAUCAUCAGCAAGUCCUGGGGGGGUGCUGUGGAUGCAACUUUAUAUUUACAAAGAUAGAGACCUCACACUGUCAUUGGUCCGCCGAGCAGAGGAGGCGGGGUACAAGGCCAUAUUUCUAACCGUGGAUACGCCCUACCUGGGGAGGAGAUGGGAUGAUAUGCGCAACCAGUUUAAACUGCCCCCACAUCUCAGCAUGUCUAACUUCUCCACAGCCACCCUGGCCUUUUCUGAGGGAAACUACGGCAACGACAGUGGAUUAGCUGUGUAUGUUGCUAAAGCGAUAGACCCCUCCCUCUGCUGGGAUGACAUCACCUGGCUGAAGAAACACACACGCCUGCCUGUGAUUCUGAAAGGAAUCCUUAACGGUGAAGAUGCCGUCCAGGCUGUGAAUUAUGGGGUGGAUGGGAUCCUUGUGUCCAAUCACGGAGCUCGACAGCUGGAUGGGGUUCCUGCAACGCUGGAUGUGUUGGAGGAGGUGGUGAGGGCGGUGCAGGGUCGCUGUGAUGUCUUCCUGGAUGGAGGGGUGAGGCGGGGGACAGACGUCCUGAAGGCGUUGGCACUGGGAGCCAAAGCUGUGUUCAUCGGACGACCUGUGCUGUGGGGCCUGGCCUGUCAGGGGGAACAGGGAGUCACUGAGCUUCUGGAGCUGAUGAAAGAGGAGCUCCGACUGGCUAUGGCCCUGGCAGGCUGCCGUUCUGUUUCCGAGGUACAGAGGUCUCUGGUCAGACAAGUGGAGUUUGCAUCGAGGAUGUGAGAAGGACCAGCUGCAGGAAUCACCAGGAUUUUGUGACAUGUUGUACAUUCUGUGCUGUUCAUAAGGAUGUGAUGGUUCGACUGAAAAUAAAGCAUUCUCAGAUAUGACAGGAUGACAAGAUGUUGUCUGGAGCAUGAAUGCAGCCAAUACAGCUGCUGCAUAU